AUGUAUCACCAUCAUCAUCAUGGCAAUAGCCAUCGCAAUCGAACCGUUUCGAGAACUCGAAGGACAUCAUCUAGGCUGUAUUCGUCGGUCACGGCCCCGAUCCUCGCACCGCCCACGUCACUGCGUCCAGCGCCGCCUCCGCCGUCGGCAGUCUCGUUUCAGCAGGAACAACGCGACGAGGAUAGAUUUGAAUUGGUACAGCAACAAUUGAAUAGUAUACUUGCGCAAAUACAAGAGUUUGAAAACAUUGCCUUACCUCCACCGUAUGAGAUAUCGUUUGGUAAUCUAUAUUCGACGUUUGGUGGUGGUGCUUCGAGGCCAUCGACGGCACAUAACAAACUCUACACCGAUGUUUCCUUGUCGUCCUACUCGCGCGACCACAAAAGUGGCACCACCAACAACACCAACAACAGCAGCAAUGCAAACACCACCGACGCAGCCGCUGCUACCGCCACGUCCAGCACGGUAACCGCCACGACGAGCGAGUUUGGCAAGUUGCUAUCUCAGUACAACAAGAUCUACCUGAUGCUAGUCUCCAAAGUCAACGAGAUCAACUUGUUUAAAUUCCAGUUGUUCAACGCGGUCACGAGCGUGAUGCAACAGCUCGAAGAGUCUCAAGGUGUUGAGGUGCGCGAGGCGAAUAGCAGCGGCAACAAUAGCAGCAGCGUGAUGAAGAAACAGAGACAUUACAGUCGUGGUGGUGCCAAGGUUGGAUCCAACAGAAACCGCAUGGCUGAGAUUGGCGCCGGGGCGACAACUAGUGGCGACAAAGGUGAUAAAAGCGAGGUUGCGCGCGGGAUUGAGUACGACGAGCAACUCAUUGAUGAAAUGAGUCGCAAGUUGAUGGACAUUUUCAACCCCGAGGAGGAGUUUAGCAGUGAUAAUAAUACUAUUGAUUCGUCUUUUUUGGAGAGGAAACCGAUGCGGAGAAAGAAGGCGGGCUAG
Lodderomyces beijingensis is the source of this 945-nucleotide messenger RNA. The record is from the annotation of a GenBank genome assembly. Lineage: Eukaryota; Fungi; Ascomycota; Pichiomycetes; Serinales; Debaryomycetaceae.